AUGUGUGGUAUCUUUGCUUACCUCAAUUACCUGACACCUGCAACACGCAGAGAAAUUUUGGACAUUCUCAUCACUGGAUUAAAACGAUUAGAAUACAGAGGCUAUGACUCUGCUGGAGUUGCAUAUGAAGAAGGCAUUAAUGGCAGUUCAAAAGGUGCCAUUAAAAUUAUCAAGAAGCCAGGAAAAGUGAUAAACCUUCAGGAAGAAAUUGACAAUGAUCCUAAAAUUGACUUCAAGGAAGUCACCAGUUGUCAUAUUGGAAUUGCACACACUCGUUGGGCCACACAUGGAGAACCAAGUGCUAUAAACAGUCACCCACAAAGAUCUGGGAGUAAUAAUGAAUUCAUUGUUGUUCACAAUGGAAUCAUCACUAACUACAAAGACAUAAAAUCUCUUUUGGAAACAAAAGGUUAUCAUUUUGAGUCUGAAACUGACACAGAAGUGAUUGCUAAACUGACAAAGCAUCUUUAUGAUAAACAUGCUGAACAAAAACUAAGUUUUCGUGAAAUUGUGGAAAUGGCCUGCCAACAAUUGGAAGGUGCUUAUGCGAUUGCCUUCAUGAGUACACUAUAUCCAGGUCAAUGUGUUGUGUCAAGACGUGCAAGUCCUCUGCUAAUUGGAAUCAAAAGUAGUGCCAAACUCACCACUGACAACAUUCCUGUCUUGUACAGCAAAGGUCAUAAAGAUCCCCCUUUGGAAGAUCACAGAGGUUAUAUUGAACCUCUUCAACGACCAUCAGACACCCUAACAGAAUUCCAUCCAACAGGACCAAACAAUGAAGUUGAAUAUUUUUUUGCCUCAGAUGCCAGUGCUAUAAUUGAACACACAAACAAAGUCAUUUUCCUGGAAGAUGAUGACGUUGCUGCAGUCACAGAUGGAUGCCUGACAAUCCACCGAAUGAAACGCAGUAUUGAUGACUCUACUGUCCGUGAAGUGACAACUCUGAAAAUGGAAAUUCAACAAAUCAUGAAAGGAAACUAUGAUUCUUUUAUGCAGAAAGAAAUUUUUGAACAACCAGAGUCUGUCGUGAACACAAUGCGAGGUCGAGUUAACUUUGACAGCAAUCAAGUGAUCCUUGGUGGCAUCAAAGACUUUAUGACAGAAAUUCGAAGGUGCCGACGUUUGCUGUUUAUUGCAUGUGGAACAAGCUACCACAGUGCUCUUGCCACUCGUCAACUCUUAGAAGAACUGACAGAACAACCUGUGAUGGUAGAAUUAGCCAGUGACUUUUUGGACCGAAGCACUCCUAUUUUCAGAGAUGAUGUUUGCUUUUUUAUUAGCCAAUCAGGAGAAACUGCUGACACACUAAUGGCUCUGCGUUAUUGUAAACAACGAGGUGCAUUAAUUGUUGGUAUAACUAAUACAGUCGGAAGUAGCAUUUGCCGUGAGUCUCACUGUGGUGUUCAUAUCAAUGCUGGCCCAGAAAUUGGUGUUGCCAGUACAAAAGCUUAUACUAGCCAGUUUAUUUCUUUGGUAAUGUUUGGUCUGAUGAUGUGUGAAGACAGAAUUUCUAUGCAGUCACGGAGGAAUGAAAUUAUCCAAGGUCUAAAGAAACUGCCUGAGGAUAUUAAAGAAGUGUUGAAGUUGGACCAAGAGAUCCGUGCACUUUCUGAAGAACUCUAUAAACAAAAAUCUCUUUUAGUCAUGGGACGUGGCUACAAUUUCUCUACUUGCUUGGAAGGAGCUCUGAAAAUCAAGGAAUUGACUUACAUGCAUUCAGAAGGAAUCAUGGCGGGUGAAUUAAAACAUGGUCCUCUUGCCCUUGUUGAUAAGGCCAUGCCCGUUAUGAUGAUAGUGACCAGAGAUAAAGUUUAUUCUAAAUGUAUGAAUGCUCUUCAACAAGUCAAAGCUAGACAUGGAGACCUGAUUGUCAUUUGCAACACUGGGGAUCGUGAAACCCAGAGCUAUGUGGACAAAUCCAUUGCAGUUCCUUGUACGAUUGACUGCCUUCAAGGCAUCCUCACCAUCAUUCCCCUGCAACUUCUCUCACUACACAUUGCUGAAAAGCGGAAAUGUGAUUCAUACUCUCUCGUGCACACCCCGUGUGCACCUCUUUCUCUCCCCCUCUCGUGCACCCCGUGUGCACCUCUUUCUCUCCCCCCUCCUCGUGCACCCUUUUCUCUCCCCCUCUCAUGCACCCCAUGUGCACCUCUUUCUCUCCCCCUCUCGUGCACCCCUUUCUCUCCCCCUCUCGUGCACCCCUUUCUCUCCCCCUCUCGUGCACCCCGUGUGCACCUCUUUCUCUCCCCCUCUCGUGCACCCCGUGUGCACCUCUUUCUCUCCCCCUCUCGUGCACCCCGUGUGCACCUCUUUCUCUUGCACAUCCCUGUGUCUCUCUCUCGCUCACACCCGUGUCUUUUUUUGCUGUGUGUGUGUACGUCUCUCUCUCUCUCUCUCUCUCUCCUUGUCUCUUUUUUGCUCUGUGUGUGUACGUGUGUGUGUGUGUGUGUCUCUCUCUCUCUCUCUAUCUCUCUCCUUGUCUCUUUUUUGCUCUGUGUGCUCUCUCUUCCUUUCUGUUUCUCCUCCUCUCAGAUUUUGAAUUUUUUUAAUAAAUGCAGUUUUAUACCAUCUUUGCUGUUAUAUGAACAACUUCUUAAACUACUCAAGCAAAGAGUGUUACUGUGGAAUAAGACGUGCAUUGGAACAAUACUGACCAACCACGACAUUUGCUGA
Molecule: messenger RNA, 2673 nt
Organism: Acanthosepion pharaonis
Lineage: Eukaryota; Metazoa; Mollusca; Cephalopoda; Sepiida; Sepiidae
Source: the annotation of a GenBank genome assembly